GAAAAAUUUGUUCUGUCAAUCUACACCUUAUCUCUCGCUCUCGUAACAAAAACAUAAGCAUUCAUUGCCUAAUCUAAUAUUUUUCGGACUCUUAAGUAAAAUGCUAAUAAUAUCGCAACAAAUCGUCAAAUUGAUCAAAUAGUUAGUGCAUAGUUAAUCGAUAAAUAUGCCGGAAAGCAAUGGCAAUAAUUACCAGAAACAGCAAACCCCAUGUUUAGUGGUUAUAAAAUGUGUUAAAUUUAUUCCAGUUCUUUUUAUCCUUUCUAUCUUUCUAUGGAGCUACUAUGCGUACGUAUUUCAGCUGUGCAUUUUGUACGUACAGACGGUCUACGGGAAGAUAUUUAUGCUCAUAUUCUACCACAUUCUGUUCGUAAUGUUCCUUUGGGCGUAUUGGCAGACAGUUUUUACUCCAAUCAGAACGGUGCCGUCAAAGUUCCACAUACCUCCAAGCGAAAUGGAUAGACUGACACGAGCCGAUUCACAAGAAACACAAAAACAGAUUCUGGAAACAUUUGCGAAAGAUCUUCCCAUUAGCAACAGAACAAUAACCGGAUCGGUUCGUUUCUGCUUCAAAUGUAUGCUCAUUAAACCGGAUCGGGCUCACCAUUGUUCCGUUUGUGGAACCUGUGUGCUGAAGAUGGACCAUCAUUGUCCCUGGGUCAAUUCGUGUGUGAACUUCAGCAACUACAAGUUCUUCAUCCUAUUUCUUGGCUACGCAUUGAUAUACUGCCUCUACAUAUCACUCACAUCGCUCAAAUAUUUCAUCCUAUUUUGGGAGGGUAAGCUUGAUGGCGGAAUGGGACGAUUUCACAUUUUAUUUCUAUUUUUUGUGUCUGUGAUGUUUGCGGUCAGUUUAGUUAGUUUAUUCGGUUAUCAUUUGUAUUUGGUGGCGUUAAAUAGAACGACAUUAGAGGCCUUUAGAGCACCAAUCUUUCGAGUUGGUGGUCCCGACAAAAAUGGCUACCAUCUAGGUCAUUACAACAACUUUCAAGAAGUCUUUGGUGAUAACUGGAAAAUUUGGUUUUUGCCCAUUUUUAGCAGUUUGGGCGACGGUCUGGUGUACCCGACACAAAGUCAACAUUUGUCAACCGUUUAUGAAUCGAUAAGUAAUAGUCCAACGUCAAGAAUUGACAUUGAACGUGGCGAUGAAAUUAAACCAUUGGAAACGGUUUUAAUUGACGUUGCAGAACAUACAACUGAAAAUGAUCGAAAGAAGUCGGACAAUGUGUUGUUAUGAAUGAAAUGUAUGGUUCGCGCAUAUAUUAAUUGAAAAGAGAAAAAUGUGGAGGAAUGAGAGUUGUGAUAGGUGUCGUCAUACAUACAUUCUGUGACUGCCUUAUUUUAUCACGAUAAAAGAAAAACAAACACACACACAGACACACGCAUAACGUAUGUACAAAAUUAAUAAAUUGAAAAAAUUUAGCAAUAAAGAAUAAUCUCCAAAUUAAGUGUUCGUAAACGUUCUUGGUCCUUGAUGGAAUUUCGUAAAUUAAAUUUUCCUUUUUGACGUCCAUUUUCUUUCAUAAAUUUAUAUUUGAGAAAACAUUUCGUUGGAUGCAUUUAACAUGUCUUGGGCACAAACUUUGUUGUCGUUAUUUGACUCAACAACAACAAAGAGUAAUUUUAAUUUGCAUUAAGCUGGGAAGAAUUUUUAAAACGGGAAGAUGACGAUUGUUCCCUCUAUUCAAAUACGUUCGAGAUCUCUGUCCUGUCAACGAGAAUUGAAACAUUUGUAGUACUUAGAACACCA
This is a messenger RNA of Bradysia coprophila, 1750 nucleotides long. RefSeq names its product palmitoyltransferase ZDHHC15. Lineage: Eukaryota; Metazoa; Arthropoda; Insecta; Diptera; Sciaridae. The record is from RefSeq and is a predicted model, not a curated record. Gene Ontology annotation, molecular function: palmitoyltransferase activity.